Molecule: messenger RNA, 1580 nt
Organism: Ixodes scapularis (black-legged tick)
Lineage: Eukaryota; Metazoa; Arthropoda; Arachnida; Ixodida; Ixodidae
Gene: Nurf-38
Product: inorganic pyrophosphatase
Exons: 12
Coding region: 143-1501 (452 amino acids)
Biological process (GO): phosphate-containing compound metabolic process
Cellular component (GO): cytoplasm
Molecular function (GO): inorganic diphosphate phosphatase activity; magnesium ion binding
Source: RefSeq, a predicted model, not a curated record
AGUGUCUGUUUUUAAUGACAUAUCUGAUUCGUCCCAGCCGACGUUACUAUGCAAUUGUGCAGUUCCUGCUAUGUGAAUUUGAGCGCGGCUUCUAAUUAUUUCCAAAGCCAAGUUCUAGUGCGCUUCAUUUAUCGAAGAAGCCAUGCUAUCUUUGGGAGUCGCAGGAGGGCUAGCUGCAGUAGUUGGAAUUUUAUUGGGCUCACAACUGGCGACACUUUGGGACUCGGCACCGAUGCUUUCACACGUGGGAAAGAUCUUUACGACCAGCUUCCUUCGAGGGACACCGGCCUCCACCGUCCUGGGACCAGUUUGUCGGACCAUGGCGUUCUCGACGGUCGAGCGAGGCUCCCCCAACAGCCUGGACUACAGGGUUUACUUCCGUAAGUUCGCAGCGGCAAGGUAUUUUUUCCUGGUCGUAGCGGUAGUGGCGGGACUUAUGUCGUCCUCCGCUGCUCCGACUGCCGCUACUAUGGCGUUCUCAACUGUUGAGCGGGGAAGCCCCAACAGUCUGAACUACAGCAUUUACUUCCGGCAAGGAGGAAAGUACAUCUCUCCCUUCCACGACAUUCCCAUGUUUGCGGACCCAGCCAAGCGGGUUUACAACAUGGUUGUGGAGGUUCCUCGCUGGACCAAUGCCAAGAUGGAGAUUGCCACCAAGGAACCGCUGAACCCAAUCAAGCAAGACACCAAGAAGAACAAGCUGCGCUAUGUCUCUAACUGCUUCCCUCACCACGGCUAUAUCUGGAAUUAUGGUGCCAUCCCGCAGACCUGGGAGGAUCCAGGCCACAUCGACAACAACACUAACUGCAAGGGGGACAACGACCCCAUCGACAUCUGCGAGAUUGGCUUCAGGGUUGCCAAGCGUGGUGAAGUGCUGCAGGUGAAGGUUUUGGGCGUGAUGGCACUUGUGGAUGAGGGAGAAACAGACUGGAAGCUGCUGGCCAUCGACAUCAGGGACCCUCUUGCCAACGAGCUCAACGAUGUUGGUGACAUCGAAAAGCAUAUGCCUGGACUUCUCAAGGCAACUACAGAAUGGUUUCGGAUUUACAAGAUUCCUGACGGAAAGCCCGAGAACCAGUUUGCAUUUAAUGGCGAGGCCAAGAAUAGGGAGUUUGCAGAGAAGAUCAUAGCAGAGACACACACAUACUGGGAGGCCCUUAUGCAGAGAGCAGACACAAGCCCUCUAAACUGCUCGACAGUGACGCUCGAAGGGAACGCCCACCAGAUCAGCGACGAUGAGGCCAAUUCAAUCGUCGCUUCAACCCCAGAGUUCGGUCCGGACGCUGGCAGGGAGGCCAUAGUACCAAUACGUGAUGAGAGGUGGCUAUCUCUGAGAGCCAAGUGCCGCCAAGCACAGCGCCGCUUCAAUCGCACCGCUGCAACUGAAGACAAGAAGCUUUGCAACGCGUUGCACUCUCAAUAUCGGAGGCAUACAAAUAAACUCCGGCGACAGCAAGGCAGGAGUCCCCUGGACAAGUGGCACUUCGUCUGUCUCAAGUGAGAAGACUCCAUACGUCCAGAUCUCUGCGCACCUCGAGGUUCUUUGAUGGAGAUAAUAAAUUUGAUCAUAGAAAUUUUUA